UAAGAGGACGAGAAGGGGAAAAGUAGAGACACACACAAACACACUGAUGAAACCACAAAUAUAAAUAGGGAAACUAUUGGAAGGGAAGGGAAGGAAUAGAAGAGAUGGCUGGAGAAUCAAAAUCAAUGAUGGAAAGGGAAAUUGAAAGUAUGAGAGUCGAUCUAAGUGAUGGUGAAAAGGUUAAGAGUUUCGUGGACAAAUUUCCAGCACAAGAACAACCUCUGGAUUGCAGGGCAUUAAACGUGGCAUCUUCUAGACGCACUUUUUGGAACAAAACGACGACAGCCUCUAAACCUCGCGCCAGGAGGAGGCUUUCUUCUUCUUCUUCCUCUUGUUGUUUCGAUGCUGAUGGAUUGAUGGCAGAUGCUGAUGUUUGGAGGAGGUGGAGGAUUCACGAAAAGAUCAAGUUAGCCUUUUCUCUGUUCUAUGCACAUCAUGUGCCUGGUUUAGUACAGUUCUGGGCCCCUGUUAAUGUUGGUGAAACCAAAUCAUCAACCACACAUUCGACUUCCUGUCAACCUUUUGCCCUUGACGAUCUUGCCAACCCUCGUCUUUUGGACUAUAGGCUGUUUUCUACCAGCUACCACUGUCUUCCUUCUGAUCAAUCUGUUGUCGACGAUCCCCUUGCCACCGCAUUCCUCACCCGGUUCCCGCAGGUAGUUCUGGAUCUCAGGAAGAUCUCUCACAAGGGGAGUCCAUUGGUGAACAAAGCCAUCGAUUGCCGCUUGACUUGUUCAAUUUUGCUCCCUGUUUUUCACCAUCCUCUUCGUCGCCGUAGCUGCUCUUCUUCUUCUUCUUCUUCUUCUUCUUGUGCUGGUGUUGUUGAGUGUUGUAUCGAUGCCCCUUCUCUUCUUCAACCACUUCUUUGGUUUUUGAAUCUUUCACUUAAGCGGGUCUGUCUCUCCACUUAUCCUGUUCAACAACAUCUGACAUACCAGCCUAGCCAUGGUCUCUGCCGAGCCAAAGAUGAAAUUGACAAGGCAUUGAAGAUUGUUUGCGAAUCUCUUCGUUUGAAUCUCGCCCAAGUUUGGAUCUUUGACGAUAGUGUCAGUCAUGUGUCCACCCCCUCUUCCUCUUCAUCUUCCCCUUCACUUUCACCCUCACCUUCACCUUCAUCUUCUUUAUCCCUUUCUUCUUCUUCUUCUUCUUCUACGACUUCUUCCGAAGACACUCAUCUUCAAACAAAGCAACCAGGGAAAUAUUUGGUCAAAUUCUGUGGUUAUAUGGGCGCCUGUAUUGCCCGUGAUGCUGAUUACACUACUAGCCUAAAUUACUGUCGUGCUUGUGGCGUUCUUCCUUUGAAAUCAGAGGACUCUGGGUUUGUUGGUCCGACACUUGCAACUGAUGGAUGAUGAUAAUGUUAGUUUUACUUUGGCUAAUGGGUUAAUUGUUGAUGAUGAUGAUGAUGAUGAGACGGAGCAAAAAGCUGCUGAAGAUGAAGAUCGAUCAGUUGGACAUCAUAAAUGUUGAUGAAGAAACAGAGGCUUUGCAAGUCACUGCUGCUGGUUCAAGUGAUCAUGUGAACCAAAAAGCUACUGAUGAUGUGAUUGAAUCUGCCUGAAAACAUCUUGAAAGCUCGCGGCAUUGCUAUAACGUAGCUGCAAACGGGUUGAAGUCGUGUCUAAAUUGAUGCAACCGGCCUGUUGUGGCUUACUUUGAAGCAGAAAAGAAUGAAGAGCUGUUGGAUGGGGCUAAACUAGUAUCACAAGCUGUGAACAACAUAUUUGUAACCAAUGAUUAGGUGGUUGUCAGUAGACAAUUAAACCGCAUCUUUGCGGGAAACGACCAUCAAAAAAUCCUAUUGAUACUCCGCCGUCAUCCAAGAAGCCGAGAAAACCAGUGCUCACCUGGGAACGGAGGGAAGAGGUAAUUGCUCAAUUCGGGAAUAAACAAGAAGAGGCUGCUGAAAACCUGGGCGCGUCAAGGCCUUCUUUGAGCCGUUAUGUCAAAGAGAAGCUGAAUAUCGAUGGAUGGCCCGGCAAACCAACAGCAGGAAUCAUAUUAGUACAUGUAAGGAGAUCGAUUGGAUUCCGAUGAUGCACAUCGCGCGUUUCAACACUCCGGCCUAUUUUGACCCCAGUUAUGCACAAUUGUUGGAAAGCCCGUCUACCUGGACUACUGUCAAUCUCCAAGACUACAAGGUAGUCUACAAAUGGGUGGCCAAUCAAGGGGAAGGGAUGGAGGAUAAUUAAAGAGGUAAAGGAUGAUGCUACAUGGGGUGAUGCUACAUGGGGUGAGUGUCUCGAUUAUCAACGGAAGACUAACCAUUGGACCUGCAUUCGCCUCCUGCCGGUUCGUAAGUGAACCUCAACCUCAUCAUGAGUUGAAACAUCUCAAUCAACAAGUCCUCAUGUAGCUGCCAAGUAAAGUCCUCAUGUUUUGUUCUUAAUCUACUGAAAAAGCUUAAACUUAUAAUAAUGAGGCUGAUGUAGUUAUUAAAACUUAAUUGCACUCUUAGAUGUUGAUUGACCAUGAAUUGGAUUCGGAUUUGGAUGGUA
Erigeron canadensis is the source of this 2498-nucleotide messenger RNA. RefSeq lists its product as uncharacterized. The record is from RefSeq and is a predicted model, not a curated record. The transcript has 6 exons. Gene Ontology annotation, molecular function: DNA-binding transcription factor activity. The coding region runs from base 105 to 1352 and encodes 415 amino acids. Lineage: Eukaryota; Viridiplantae; Streptophyta; Magnoliopsida; Asterales; Asteraceae.